Messenger RNA from Striga hermonthica, 1443 nucleotides. NCBI's taxonomy places the organism in Eukaryota, Viridiplantae, Streptophyta, Magnoliopsida, Lamiales, Orobanchaceae. The record is from the annotation of a GenBank genome assembly.
UCAUUCUGCUCAUCACCAAAGAAUUUCGCCACGUCCUAGACCCGUCUCAUCAGCGCCUCACGCUCGUGAAGAUUUGCGGCGCCAAAUUGAACGAAAUCGUCUUUCAAGACAUAGUGCGGAGGAAAUUGAAACUCUUCGUAAACGCUUGGCUGAACUUGAGACACGACAGAAGUCGCAGGAAGACUCUCCCCGACAUGUCACGACGUCGGGAAAUGUCAUUAUCGAGGCGGAUUCCCCUUUAGCUCCAGAACUUACCGCAGAGGCACUUCCAGCUAAGUUACGCGCAGCCUUCCGAUCGCACUUUAUUGGUGCUCAAAUUUGUCUCAUUCCGAAAGAAUCAAUUACCAACAUUGUGCAAAAGGAUGACGAGACUGUUAAAGACUACGUGUCUCGGUUCAACGACCGAAUUCAGAACAUGGAGCCUUGUCACCCUGAAACCUUGUUAGUAACUGCCAUUGCUGGACUGAAGCCCAACUCAAUGUUUCGUUGGACCUUGUGUCAAAAUAAACCUGCCACGUUUCAAGAAUUUCUUGUGCGAGCUCAACAAUUCAUUAUUGCCGAAGAAUCAAUGUCGGUUCUCAGUUUCGACUUCUCGGUGAAAGAAAGCAAGACUGAACCGGACGCCAAAAAGAAGCAUAAGAAGAAUUUUGGGAAAGCACAGUUUCGGAACUCCUCCAAAGGAUAUGAAAAUACUCCAGAGUCUCGGGCUGCUCGUGAUCAGUAUUCAGACAACGUCAAGACAGGCUAUCAUGUCGUUUAUUCCGCCGGAGCAGCCACUAUAUAUGAAGAACUAAAAGGAAAAGGGAUUAUUCCAGACCCGAGGCCUGUGAGAACCCCUGAAGACAAGCUGGACAAAACUCGAUACUGCGCGUAUCAUAAAUCUCCGGGGCAUAAUACCGAUGAGUGUCUCGGCCUUUUAUCAGCACUCUUACGGUUAAUUGGACAACCUCAGCUUCAAAAGUUUCGAAACUUUGAUAAUCGCCGGAAAGGAAGGCCCUUGGAUCUUUCGGAUGAUGAAGAGGAUGAUAACCGACCUGUUAACCAGAAAAGAGCUCGCGCAAACGAUAAGGAGGUUUUCGCGUUUUCUACUCAUGUCGGAACCCCGACUGAUAACUGCAGGAAGUCCAGGAUACAUGACACCUUAGACUCUUCACACUGCAUACCUCGAGUCAAUUCCAAUAACAAGCAGUUAGAUACUUCUCGACGAAAAGUCAAAGCCUAUGCCCGGGAGGCACAGAAUGCCGAGAAACGAGUCAUGAACGUUGAUCUUCGAGAUACCAUCAACAAACGGAAUUGUCCUAUCACAUUCAGUAUCGAAGAUGCCAAUUUAUUUGCUCAUCCUCAUUCCGAUGCUCUUAUUAUAACGGCUCCGAUAGGGGGGAUUCCUGUUCAUCGGAUUUUGGUCGACACAAGAGCUUACUCAAGUAUUUUGAUGCUUCGCAC